Molecule: messenger RNA, 252 nt
Organism: Caenorhabditis auriculariae
Lineage: Eukaryota; Metazoa; Nematoda; Chromadorea; Rhabditida; Rhabditidae
Source: the annotation of a GenBank genome assembly
GCCGCUUGCUGCAUUUUUCUGGAACAACGGGAGCUUGCUGCAUUUUCUGGUUAUCGUCCGAAGCCCACUAUGUCGUAAGUUUCUUCCCUGCCUUCUCACUGAUAGUUUUUUUAAAAGCAAUUACACACCGCCCGAAGAUUUUCCGGAUGAUUUUUUUGGAGCCAAUGGAUGGUAUAUUGAGGUUUUUUCUCAUAUAAUUUGGAUGUUUCAGAUUCCAUUGUCGAACUUUCAUACCUGAACUCUUUAAUAUAA